Solanum verrucosum is the source of this 2635-nucleotide messenger RNA. RefSeq names its product probable glycosyltransferase STELLO2. Bases 73 to 2388 code for a protein of 771 amino acids. The transcript has 3 exons. The record is from RefSeq and is a predicted model, not a curated record. Lineage: Eukaryota; Viridiplantae; Streptophyta; Magnoliopsida; Solanales; Solanaceae.
UCAAGAACUCAAAAAAGAUAAAGCUCUCAUUUUACUCUUGUGUGUGUGUAAAAUUGAGGUGGUGGGAUUUCAAUGUUAGUCCAAGAUCGUGAAGAUGGUGUUUCUAAAUCACCAAAAGGACCAAAACCCAUUAGAGAAAGAUCAUCAAUUCCUCUAUCAAGAACCCCAAAUCGUUUCAAUGGAGCCAAGAAUCUUGAUUUUUCCACAUGGGUUUCUGAAAAUCUUUACAAAAUCCUCACCAUUUUGCUCUUAAUCUCCACCAUUGCUAUUUUUUUCUACCUUCGUAGUGCUGCUGGUGACACCACUACUCUCCUCUGCUUACAGUCAACUCAAACUCACUCCAUCAGACCUGAAUUCCCCAAAAUCAACUGGAAUAACAUACCAGCUAUCUUAGAUAAGUCUACUCCUUACGCAAAUUUUCGAUCUGAGAAAUGGGUUGUGGUUUCUGUUUCAGAUUACCCGUCGGAUUCGCUUAGAAAGCUUGGGAGGAUCAAAGGGUGGCAGGUUCUUGCAGUUGGGAACUCGAAAACCCCUAAAGAUUGGAACUUGAAAGGUACAAUUUUCUUGUCUUUGGAAAUGCAAGCGAAGUUAGGAUUCAGGGUUGUAGAUUACUUGCCUUAUGAUUCUUAUGUUAGAAAGACUGUUGGUUAUUUGUUUGCUAUACAACAUGGUGCUAAAAAGAUUUUGGAUAUGGAUGAUCGUGGUGAUGUGAUUGGUGAUGAUAUUGGUAAACAUUUUGAUGUUGAAUUGAUUGGUGAGGAUGCUAGGCAAGAAGUGAUUUUGCAAUAUAGUCAUGAUAAUCCUAAUAGGACUGUGGUGAACCCGUAUAUCCAUUUUGGGCAACGGUCUGUUUGGCCGAGAGGUUUGCCAUUGGAAAAUGUGGGUGAAAUUGGACAUGAGGAGUUUUAUACUGAGAUUUUUGGUGGAAAGCAGCUUAUCCAGCAAGGGAUCUCGAAUGGUUUACCGGAUGUGGAUUCAGUGUUCUAUUUUACUAGGAAGGCAGGGUUUGAAGCAUUUGAUAUUAGAUUUGAUGAGCAUGCCCCGAAAGUGGCAUUGCCCCAGGGUAUGAUGGUUCCGGUUAAUUCAUUUAAUACGCUUUUUCAUUCAUCUGCAUUUUGGGGUUUGAUGCUCCCAGUUUCUGUUAGUACAAUGGCUUCUGAUGUUUUAAGAGGAUAUUGGACACAGAGACUGUUAUGGGAGAUUGGUGGGUAUGUUGUGGUGUAUCCUCCCACUAUCCAUCGGUAUGAUAGAAUCGAGGGAUACCCUUUUUCAGAAGAGAAAGAUCUACACGUGAAUGUUGGCCGUUUAACAAAGUUUUUGGUAGCGUGGAGAUCCAGUAAACACAGGUUGUUUGAAAAGAUUUUGGAGUUAAGCUAUGCAAUGGCUGAAGAAGGCUUUUGGACAGUGCAAGAUGUCAAGUUCACUGCUGCAUGGCUUCAAGAUCUGCUUGCUGUUGGGUACAUGCAGCCUCGGCUAAUGUCUUUAGAGUUGGAUCGGCCAAGGGCAAGCAUAGGCCAUGGUGACAGGAAGGAAUUUGUACCUCAGAAGUUGCCAUCUGUGCAUCUUGGGGUAGAAGAGAUUGGUACAGUGAAUUAUGAAAUCGCCAAUUUGAUUAAGUGGAGGAAGAAUUUUGGCAAUGUUGUGCUCAUAAUCUUUUGUAGUGGACCAGUUGAACGUACUGCCUUGGAGUGGAGAUUGCUAUAUGGCAGGAUAUUUAAGACAGUUAUCAUAUUGUCUGACCAGAAGAAUGUAGAUCUUGCCGUUGAGAAAGGAAAUUUGGAUUAUAUGUACAGGUAUGCACCAAAGAUAUUUGAUAGAUACACUAGUGCAGAAGGCUUUCUAUUUCUCCAGGACGAUACUAUCCUUAAUUACUGGAACUUGCUUCAAGCAGACAAGUCAAAGCUCUGGAUAGCAAACAAGGUAUCCAAGUCAUGGCAUGCUGUUCCAGUAGCUAACAAAUCGGACUGGUUUGUGAAGCAAGCAGACGUUGUUAAGAAAGUGGUAGCAACAAUGCCGGUACAUUUGCAAGUCAAUUACAAAGAGUCAAUGAAAAGUGACGAGACCUUGACGAUAUGCAGUUCGGAGAUAUUCUACAUCCCCCGUCGUUUCGUAUCCGACUUUGUCGACCUCGUUAAUCUAGUAGGGAAUCUAGACAUGCAUCAUAAGGUUGCAAUGCCAAUGUUUUUUACGGCUAUGGAUUCUCCACAGAAUUUCGAUUCUGUAUUGAAUUCAAUGAUUUACAAGAAGAAGCCUCCUGGCAAUUUAACGACAUUCUAUUCAGCUGAGGCGCCUGCAAUCCACCCAUGGAAAGUGUCAAGUGAGCAAGAGUUCAUAAAGCUGAUCAGAGUUAUGGCAGCAGGUGACCCCCUUUUAAUGGAGUUGGUAUAGUGUAAUGAUAGAUACUCUUAAGAGUCUCACAGGGAAAAUGUAAAACAUGUAAAGUUUAUGUGCAGCUGAAUUCUACUAUUCUUUUGCACCAUUCAUUAGUAGGGGGGAAUGGGGUGAAAGAAAAGGUUUUGUGCUCUUGUAGAUUUUUGUUGUAAUACUGUUUUAACUCUUAAAAAUUUUGUGGCAAAGAGAAUUGAAGGAGAAAACAGUGCAAACUUUCUUCUGAUUUUCAUUUUGCUUUUGAAUA